AUGCACAGGCGGUACAAGAGAGAUUCUAGUGGGGGCCAGUGUUACUAUCCAGCUGAGAUAAUACCAUCUUUUGAGGAUGUUAGGAGACAACAACGAAGGAGGAGAGGAGGCCGAGGAGUAGGAGGAGAGGAUGGAGGUGAUGGAGGUGGUGGAGGAGGUUUUGGAGGAGUGGGAGGAGGUAGAGGGGGUGGGGGUGGUGGAUUUGGGGGUGGGGGUGGAUUUAGAGGUAGAGGUGGUGGAGGAGGACGGUUGCAGAGGAGAGGGAGAGGCAGGCAACCAUUGCGACUGUCACAAGGUCCUUUGAUACAGGGAGCAUCCAGAGUAGGAGGCAGGGAUAUGGGGGAGGGAGAGGUGCCUAUGGAGUUGGGAGAGGGAGCUACAGCAUCUAAGGCACAGGUGGAGGAUAGUGAGGUAGAGAUUGCAACUAGAGAUGUUCAGCUGUUUGCACGGGAGUCAGUGUUGACAGUAGUGAGGCGAGAGUGGGAUGAUGUUGUUGAUAGGGUGAUCAAGCUACAAGAGAGAGUUCAGGCCUUGGAUGGAGCAGUGCCAUCCAGUCAAUGGGCACUGAGUUAUUCGCAGAUGCGUCAGGCGAGAUCAGAGCGAUCUCAGAGGAUGCAGAGCAGUGGUGGUGUUAUGGGUCCUCCACAACAAGAUAGUGUGGGUGGAGUAGGGGGUAGUGGUGGAGAAGGUGGUGAUGGUGGUGCAGCAUCUAGCCAGAGUGCUAUUUGA
Molecule: messenger RNA, 729 nt
Organism: Cryptomeria japonica (Japanese cedar)
Lineage: Eukaryota; Viridiplantae; Streptophyta; Pinopsida; Cupressales; Cupressaceae
Exons: 4
Coding region: 1-729 (242 amino acids)
Source: RefSeq, a predicted model, not a curated record